Messenger RNA from Neolamprologus brichardi, 4011 nucleotides. RefSeq names its product RAD23 homolog A, nucleotide excision repair protein a (gene rad23aa). Gene Ontology annotation, biological process: nucleotide-excision repair; proteasome-mediated ubiquitin-dependent protein catabolic process. NCBI's taxonomy places the organism in Eukaryota, Metazoa, Chordata, Actinopteri, Cichliformes, Cichlidae. Gene Ontology annotation, cellular component: nucleoplasm; cytosol. The record is from RefSeq and is a predicted model, not a curated record. Gene Ontology annotation, molecular function: polyubiquitin modification-dependent protein binding; proteasome binding; damaged DNA binding.
GUGAACGCGAGAUCUCCAGCGGAGCUUUCCUCGCCGCACCACCAACUUGUCACCAAAGAUGGCGAGUUGCUGAAUGCUCAUGGAUACACACAUUUCUCGGCUAGUUGUUAUCUUACCCGAAACGCCAACUUUAAAAACAAAUUAACUGUUUAGCGAGCAACUGUUUCUCCGUUUGAAGCACCUCUGACCCAGCGUCAGUCGCCGCUACCAUGCAGAUCACACUUAAAACGCUGCAGCAGCAGACUAUUCAGAUUGAGAUAGACCCCGAACAAACGGUGAAGGCCUUGAAAGAGAAGAUAGAAGCAGAAAGGGGAAAAGACAACUUUCCUGUGUCCGGGCAGAAGCUGAUAUAUGCUGGGAAAAUUUUGCAAGAUGACACACCAAUUAAGGACUACAAAAUUGAUGAGAAGAACUUUGUUGUAGUGAUGGUGUCCAAGGCUAAGCCUGCAGUUGCAGCCUCACCAUCAGUCUCAGAAGCACCCAAACCCCCAGUACAGGACUCUGGCUCCACAUCAACAGCUGCCCCGACUACAAACCCAACUCCAGCCCCAGCCCCUGCCCCUGCAGCUGUCCCCAUUCCUAGCGGGGAGGCCAAAGAGGAGUCAAGUGCCGUAGCCACAGAACCACAACAACCAGCUAGCUCCAGUGGUGGAAGUCAGGGCCUGGAUGCAUCCUCGACGCUGGUGACCGGAGCGGAGUACGAGGCGAUGCUGACGGAGAUCAUGUCUAUGGGCUAUGAAAGGGAGAGAGUUGUGGCUGCGCUACGGGCCAGUUUCAACAACCCCCACAGAGCCGUGGAGUACCUUCUUACUGGUAUCCCCAGCAGCCCAGUCCAGGAGAGUAAUCCCCCAGCGCAGGCUCCCACAUCUGGAACCACAGAAGCUCCGUCUGUACCAGAAGGAGAGAACCCACUUGCAUUCCUGCGCACUCAGCCCCAGUUCCUGCACAUGAGACAGGCCAUCCAGCAGAACCCUGCCCUGCUUCCCGCUCUCCUCCAGCAGCUAGGCCGGGAGAAUCCUCAGCUUCUACAGCAAAUCAGUCAGCAUCAGGAGCUGUUUAUCCAGAUGUUGAACGAACCAGUGGGAGAGGGGGGAGAUGCACCAGAGGUUGGAGAGAUGGGGGCAGCAGGGGAGGAAGGCGCGCCUGUCAACUACAUCCAGGUUACACCUCAGGAGAAGGAAGCCAUCGAAAGGUUAAAAGCGUUGGGUUUCCCUGAGGCGCUGGUCAUUCAGGCCUACUUUGCCUGCGAGAAGAACGAGAACCUGGCGGCCAACUUUCUCCUCAACCAGGGACUGGAAGACGACUGAACGGCAGAGGGUCACUGCCUUCCCGCUCCUCCCUCCUACCCUUCACCCCUCUUCUUCAGCUCAGCAUAAAGACUGCACCCCCAGAUUUUACUGUACAACCUCAGCUCAUCCCAAACAGGAGGGGGGGAAGCCAGUGACGGGAGAAGGGUGGAGGGGGGUGGGAGAAGAGGGGUGGCGGGGCAGGGGGAUGGGAAGGGGAGACGGGGGAGGGUUUAGGUUUCGGAGGGAUUACAAGUACACAAGGUCGACGGUUGUGUGCAGGAAGGUCGGGCGGUUUUAAAGAAGAGAAAAAAGUGGAAGAAUGAUGAAAUCCACGAGAAUUCCAAUGGAAUGUGUGGGGUUUGUUUAGGGAGAUCUAUAAUUUGAUUUUAGACGCGCUUUGUGAACAUUAGGGUGGGGGGGGGAGGGGCGGGGCAGUGAGAGUGUGUGUCUGCGUGUGUGUCCACGUAUGCCUGUGCAGAUGGAUGCGAUACAGUUAAGCUGAAAAAGUAAUCGAUCUCGCGUUCUCUAAGUUUGUUAAUGCUGUAGCCACGAGGAAGCACGUUACUCCUCACCGCACGUAAUCUGUGCGUGAGCGCGUUUGUGUGUCUGUGCGUGUAUAAACUGCUCGUGUCCACUGUUGCAAGCUAACAGUGGAGGAACAACAUCUGGCAUAGAUGGACUGGUUCUUGCUCGUGACAUUGCUGGGAACCAUCGGCCCACACGAGAACUAAACUGAUUCCUGUUCCUCGCUUUGCCCAGUCAGGAGUCCCUGCAAACACUGCGCCCGCCCACUCAAACAUCUGAGGCUUUUAUGUGCGCUGAUCGCUUCUGGUGCCAAUUAACACGACUCAUAAACAUCUGUGGUGCGCUCCGUAAGAACACGGCGUUAAUUUGUGGUGGCAGGUGUACGUGCCGACGAUUAGCAGCGCCGGGUCACCAUCGCGUUGCAUCGCUUCAUACUCAUGAGGCUUUAAGCUUCGGAGAGACAAACUUCUAAAUUGACAAUCAUGAAGGAAAAAACCUACAAUAAUAACGAGGAAUGACCUAACGCAGUGAAUUUAUGUUUUAAAGAAGACUGCGUCAUCUAAAGCGUCUUCUUUCCCUAACUCGACAGGUUGCAUCAGAGUAGACUUGUUAUGCUUUUCCUUUAUUCUGUCAUAUUUAUGUAGUGUUAAAAUUAUGGAAUAAUAAACAUAGCAACGAGUUUCAACUAACGAUCCAAGUGUAUAUACAAGCACCAAUGAGGCAAACGAUCACUUUCAGGCAGUUUUUCUUCUCUUGGCUCUGUAUGAUGUCACAGAGAGGGGCGUCCCCACCUGCUGCUCAGAUCUUCUGUUUCUUGGGGGAAACUUGAGUCUAGUUUAAGAUGAGGAUUAUUUUGAGCUGCGAGUCUUCCGUCGCCUCUCUAGCAGAGUCCAAGAAUAAAAAUGCAGCAUGAUAUGAGCAUGAUAGUUCCCCUUUAAGAACAAGUGGACUCAUUGUCUGAUUACUACCUUGCUACAGUGUAGUAACAUGUCUGGGUUUUUACAAAAGCUUCUUUUUUUAAAUUUGAGUUUCCUUCUAAAUCAGCUUUCGGACACUAAAAAUAAAAGGAAAAGUCUGGAAAUCAAAUCAGCCUUCAGCUUCCUCGUGGAGCAGAUAACCUGUAAUCAUCCUGGUCUGUUUAAAGUGAUGUGGCUAAAUAGGAGCGUGAAUGAAGUGGAGAUUCAGUUAUGCGUCUUCAGUUAGAGUGUGAGAGGGCCACGCAGAAAAACGUGCUGCUGUUGCCUUUAUAGUCGGAUUAGCUAGCCUCCUGUUACCGUGUGUAGUUAUCAUUAAGAACAAAAACCCACUAAAGUUGAGUCAAACUCACCUGAGAUGUUGGCCCUUGCACACCUGCCGCCGAUCAUGAGGCCGUGCUCUUACUUUGCAGUAGUGUUGAUCAACACACAGAAGCACGCACGGGUUGGGUUGGAGGCUACCGGUGCACACAGAGCAGCUGAUGAGGAGUAAUGUGAGGAACAGAUCUGAUCCAUCGUCACCAUCAUACCCACCGUACGGGCUAAUGACCCACGACAGAUUACUGUUCUGAAGCUUUGCAGACCCGGGCCCUGUUCUUCACACGUGUGCGGUGACUAAACCAGCUGCACGCUGCUAUCAGGCUAAAACAGAGCAGAUUGUCGCACAGUUCAUCUGAUCUGAAAGCAUUCUGAGGACUGAUGACCUCGGAUGAAGUUCUCAGUGCGUGGAGCUGGAGCCGGAACUCCAAUCAGCACCGUAGCUUUAAAAUAGUUCUGCAGGUUCAUUUAGGAUUUUUAGUGUUUAAGAAGAUUCAUUGUCAUUCUGAUGUCUAUCUUUUAAUGGGUUGUGCGCUCUUUUUGGUUUUUUUUUGUCAUGCAUAGAUACAGUUAAGAUUAAACAGACAUUUGGAUCAGAAAACGAGUUCAAAAGUGGGAUUUCACAACUCUGGCUUCAAAGAACCAAAACAGUCCAGGCCUCGCAUCAAAUUAUCAGCAAACCGUGAACGACUUGAGGCGUCCACACGUGGAGAACGGGGCCCCGGUUUGUGGUGUGUGAGGUGGGGACGUGUGGCAACCUUGAUGUGGGUCUGCAAGGAGACGGUAACUGUUAACUGCAGUCUCAUCCUGUGUGCGUGAGGGCGGUUUAUACUGACAGCUGUCCUACAGCAUCAACAUGAUCUUAGACUAUGCUGUGCUACAUUAAAUAUCAGCAGUCUUUCAGG